AUGGAGCAGAUGCCCCAGUAUGAUCUGUCCAGACUGCCGGAAAACACAGCCCUGAAGCAGCAAACAUUGCCUGCCCACCAGCUAGAAUUAUCUGCCUCGGUGGUCCUCUCUAUCUUUUUUGCCACAGGAGGGUUCUGCCUCUGUAUGGGCAUCAUCCUUCUACUGUCUGCAAAGAGCACCAAGGAAAUUGAGAUUAAUUACACAAACACAUGUGAACAUUGUGCUCAGCUACGGGAAGACAGCUCCAACUUUGACAAAGAAUGCACCUGCUCUGUCCCCUUCUACCUGACGGAGAAAAUGGAGGGUAAUGUUUAUAUGUACUACAAAUUGUAUGGUUUCUAUCAGAACCUCUAUCGAUAUAUUCUAUCAAGAAGCAAUAGUCAACUGGUGGGUAAGGAUAUUUGGGAUGUUAAGAACUGCGCCCCGUUCCAGGUGUCCCACAACAGCACUCCCAUCAUUCCUUGCGGUGCAAUUGCCAACAGCAUAUUCAAUGAUACUAUAACUCUUUCAUAUCACCUUAAUUCAUCUAUACAUAUAGAAGUCCCAAUGCUAAAGAGUGGGCUUGCGUGGUGGACAGAUAAGUAUGUCAAAUUUCGGAACCCAAGAACCAGUGAUCUUGCUAGUGCAUUUGCAGGAAGUGCAAAGCCUCCGCACUGGGCCAGACCCAUCUAUGAGCUAGAUACAGAGGACCCAGGAAACAAUGGCUUUGUCAAUGAGGACUUCAUUGUGUGGAUGCGGACCGCCGCCUUUCCCACAUUUAAAAAACUGUACCGCCGACUCAGCCGCGUGCACUACUUUGUGGAUGGCUUACCUGCCGGCAACUACACUUUCCACAUAUUCUACAAUUUUCCGGUUACCGUGUUCCGAGGAAAAAAAUCUGUUGUUCUUUCUACCCUGACGUGGGUCGGAGGAGGUAGCCUUUUCCUGGGGCUUACGUACACAGUGACAGGGUCAUUGACAUUGUUGGCCUCUUUUGUCAUCCUGGCGAUUCACCAGAUGCUGAAAAAGAAUAAAAAAGAUUUCCUGUAGGAGUGAAGUCGAGCUUUGAAAAGAAGACUAGCAGAAGACAAAAUGGACAAUGAAGGAAAGAAGUGAAGACCUCUGGCAAAGCCUGAGCUAUU
This is a messenger RNA of Chionomys nivalis (European snow vole), 1121 nucleotides long. RefSeq names its product cell cycle control protein 50C-like. Bases 1 to 1029 code for a protein of 342 amino acids. The record is from RefSeq and is a predicted model, not a curated record. The transcript is spliced from 7 exons. Lineage: Eukaryota; Metazoa; Chordata; Mammalia; Rodentia; Cricetidae. Gene Ontology annotation, biological process: phospholipid translocation. Gene Ontology annotation, cellular component: Golgi apparatus; endoplasmic reticulum; plasma membrane.